AUGUAUCACGUGGUGGAGUUCAUGGACACUUGUGAGGUUGAGGUGGUGCCAGCCAACUGGCUCAGCGGGAACAAGUGUUUCUGGCCUCCAAAAUCAUAUGAACAUGCCAUGACCAAGCUUCCAGAUGCCACUGAAAUGUCAGAUCUUCAGACUGAAGAGGAGGAUGCAAGCUGCAAAAGAAUCGACACUGAUGAAGAAGCUCCUGCAUGUAGUCCAGCAGCCCGCAAGAAGUCCUGCACACAGCUUGUGAAUGCUCCACAGAUCACAGCCCCUGAAGCCAUAUUUGGAGAAAAUUUGGCAUCUUCCUCAGCAGUCACCACGCAUUGGUCCCCUGAAGCUCCUACAUGUUCUCCACCAGCCCGCAAGAAGCCCCGCACACAGCUUGUGAAUGCUCCCCACAUCAAAGCCCCUGAAGCCCUAUUAGGAGAAAAUUUGCCAUCUUCCUCUAUCACCACACCUUGGUCCUCUGUGGUCCCCACACCACCUUGGAAUCCGCCUCGGAGGCCCUCAGAUUCCACUGCAGACCUUCAUUUGGAUCACUCCAUGACACCAGAACAUGGCCGGGUUUCUGUAGAGGCUGUGCCUACGUCCCUUCUGAGGGAGAUUCUUAUCCAGUUGACUACUAUCCGGGAGCAACAAAUGUUCAUUUUGGUUGAACUCCAGUCACACUCCACUGGUCGUCCAAUUUCUGAAGCUCUGCCUGAUGCGUCACACUGUCGACUGCCACUUUCUUUCCAGGAAGACCUUCAGAAUCUGGAGGUCCUCUUGAAGAACCCCGAAGAGAAAAGAAAUUUGACAGUACAUCUGGGAAUUGUGGGGGGAUUGACUGUGAAGGAGACUGUUUGGCGCAUAAUGAAGAGGACAGUAACCACAUCUCUGGCGAAAGGACUGAGCUGGAGUGGCGUGAAUGGCAAGCCAGCAUUCAAAAACUUGGCUUUGAAGCUUGUUCUGGAUGCUGUCAGAAGAAAUGUGUUGACAAGAUGCUUCAGACAAACAAAUUGAACAGUUGAUCACCCGCUGGCUCCAGCUAGCAGCGGACAGAGAUGGAGGAAGGAGUCAAAGGGGUCGUCAGGCUUCCUAAAGGCAUCGUGUUUGUUACACAUUUUUAGUGCGUGUGGUGGUUUGUGUGCGUGUGAUUUUUAGUUUAUUCACAUGAAUGGAAAUGUUUUUUGAAGUUUCAAUUUGAUAUCUUUUAGUUUGAAAUUUUACCCUAUUAACCUGUAUCUCCCAAUGGCAAAAUGCAUUCGAAAUCUGUCACGACCUCCCUUUUGGUUUUUCCUUUUUUUUUUUGCAACACAGAGUAACAUGGUGGCAAUCUGACCGCCAAUCUGUCGAUAUACACACACUGAAAGGGCAUACA
Neoarius graeffei (lesser salmon catfish) is the source of this 1360-nucleotide messenger RNA. RefSeq lists its product as uncharacterized. NCBI's taxonomy places the organism in Eukaryota, Metazoa, Chordata, Actinopteri, Siluriformes, Ariidae. The coding region runs from base 1 to 1002 and encodes 333 amino acids. The transcript has 9 exons. The record is from RefSeq and is a predicted model, not a curated record.